This is a messenger RNA of Anneissia japonica, 5211 nucleotides long. RefSeq names its product dachshund homolog 1-like. The transcript has 9 exons. The coding region runs from base 156 to 1760 and encodes 534 amino acids. The record is from RefSeq and is a predicted model, not a curated record. NCBI's taxonomy places the organism in Eukaryota, Metazoa, Echinodermata, Crinoidea, Comatulida, Comatulidae.
AUCAAAACACUCUUCACGAUUCUACCAGCUCGCCAACAGUUUGAUAGCGACAGUCGCUGGAUUCGGUGGAAAGUGAGUAUAUUGUGUACUUCUAACUCGUAAGUGAUCGCUAUAUUUCUGUUUUUUGAAUAGUUCUUUUUUACGAAUCAAGGGAAAUGGCUGUCAGCGCACCGCCAACUCAAAUUCCACCAUCAAGCGUUUUGUACAAACUUGAGAAAACGGCUUACAGUACUCCAGCCCCUGUUAGCAACGAUCCUGCGAAUAAUGAAUGUAAACUCAUCGAGUAUCGAGGGGCUAAAGUUGCGAGUUUUAACAUCAAUGGUUUAAUGAUGAUAUGUUUACCCCAGGCCUUUGAGGUGUUUCUUAAGCACCUUGUUGGUGGACUACAUACAGUUUAUACAAAACUGAAACGCCUUGAAAUUACGCCUGUUGUAUGCAAUGUGGAACAAGUGAGAAUUUUGCGCGGACUAGGGGCAAUACAGCCGGGUGUCAACAGAUGUAAGCUUUUGACGAGAGAACAGUUUGACAUCUUAUACCAAGAUUGUACGACGGCAAGCAGCAGGCCAGGAAGACCACCAAAAAGAAGCAUGCCUUUUAUGCUGAGCCCUCCAUUGCACGCCCUCACGCACCACGGAGCCGACAUCAAGAAAUCAAAAUACGAAAGUGAUUUUCAUAACGGAGCUUUGAGUCCCAAAAUUCACGGCUUUUCUAAUGGAUAUGGGGCGAUGGUGUCCUCACCGUACCUUCUCACUACCCAUCCAGCUUUCAUCCCUGCAUCAUUCUCCAUGGCAUCCCGAGCGAGUUUGAUGGCGCGUGGUGAUGAGCCGAUGUCGUUGAUCAAGCCUCCGUUGAGUGCAUCCGGAAGCGAGACGUCAGGCAGUCGUGAACACUCUGGCACCGAGAGCGCUGGUGUCUCCCCACGAGAUGAACUCAGCUCAGAUGUAGCGAAGGAUCUUAGCUCACCACAUAGUGAUGAUUCCGCGCUGUGUAAAGACAGACGUAGCGAACAUAGCGAGAUGAUCCACCGUGAAGCAAUGGCAGCCAUGGAGGAAAGUCUUGCUCACAUUCAUAGUAAGCAAGAGAAUGGACUGUCAUCAAUGGGAUCCACAUUGCAACCACCUGUAGCCCACAACUCCUACCAUUCCAAAAUGCCAACCCCUAGAGUACCCCAUCCAGAACCCAUGGAACGACACGAACGUCACCCAGCGCACAAUCUGAUGGAUAUGACGGAGACUUUAACAUCACAAGCACCCUCACAGAUUGAAACACUUCUCACCAAUAUUCAGGGUCUGCUGAAGGUUGCCGCAGACAAUGCUAAGCAACAAGAAAAACAGGUGCAUCUUGAGCGGGCUGAGAUGAAAAUGGAGUUGAUAAGGGAGAGAGAGCUAAGAGAAGCAUCGGAGAAACAAUUGCAGAAUGAACUUAGAAGAAUAGCCAUUAUUCAAAAGAGGUUGAAGAAAGAGAAACGAGCUAAGAGGCGAUUACAAGAGGAGUUGGAAAUUGAACAGAAACGUCGCAUUUCUGGAGACGAAUCUAUUAAACACAUCAGCACAAACGAGCCAUUGAGGGCAGUAAAUGGAGACCAAGAUGACAUACCCCAUGAGCAUGAGAUGGAGAGAUCCAUACGGAGUGUCGAUAUGGAACACGAGAUGGAAAGAUCUGUACGGAAUGAAAUGGACCGUAAAUUGCAAGGUGAGAGCUACCGUCUGUCACCUACCCGCCCCGUGUAUGAGCACCAUCGCACUGAAGAGUAUCAUUAGACACCCAGCCAGACCCGUAGGCAAACCCUUGGACACGUGCGAUGUUCACCGUUACUUCAAGUGCUCCCUCUACCACUCACAAUAGUUAAAGGUGCUACAUUUAGACUUUGCCCACCUGUUUUGAAAGUGGAAACUGUUUGGAGACUUGUAAAUGGAAUUCCGCUGACAAGAGAGAGUUCAUGCGAUGAAAUCUUGAAAAAUAUGUUUCGUCAACAUUUUGUUUUAGCAGGAGAAUGUCAUCCAAUAUAGAGAGAGAUCUAAAUACAUGCAGCAAUCGGUGUUUUUGUUUUAAAACGUUCAUGGUUUAAAUAUGUAAACAAUAUUGGACAUAGGAAUUUAUGAGAAAUUCCUUUUUUAAAUGAAUUUUAAGAAAGCGUUGAUACUUAGAAGUUUCUUUUAAAGUUUGGUACAGAUUCAAUGAUCUUUUUAGAAUUUUAAAAAAUUUUGUGCCGGAAGUAAAGUGUGGAGGGGUAUGGGAUGAGCUGGGCUCAAUUACCCAGAUGUACACAAAAAAGGAAAAAAAAUUGUACUGCCCUGCAAGAGAAUGGAAAGACCUUACUACAAAGUAUGGAAGGAAAGUUGUGAUGAAAUGGAUAAAAAUGUUUAAAGAAUGACGGUAUAAUUAUUGAAAAAAAAAAAUUAAAAAUAAAUUGCCAAAGAAAAAAGCCCAAUAAAGCCAAUCUACAACAAAUUUUACUGUAAAUAGUCAGUCAGUUAUAUUGACAUAUUAUGUAAAUGUCAGUUAUAUUGCAGAUUGAUUGAAUGAUUAAUUGAUUAGUUAAUUGAUGAAAAACUUGGUGAUCAUCCGGUUUUUUAAAAUCUCACCAGCUACCAAAAUAGGAUUUAAACUGCAUAAAGAUGAAUUAAGCAAUUAAGCCAAAUUUUUAUUUGUACGUAGAAUGACAAUUUGGUUACUACCAACUAACACUUGUGAGACUGCCGAUAUAAGAUAAAUAAGUGUCUUUAUUUCUGUACAGUUGAUUUAAGCACAUUUUGUAGACAUUUUAAGGCUAAAAGGCUUAGAAAACAGACACAUUAUGAGUAGACCUCUGCUAAAAUUUAGAUUAAGAUUCCAAAUUUGCUUGUAAUUUCAAUAUUUUCUUUUUAAAAACAUGAUACAAUGCACAAAAUACAUCUGAUUGGGAAAUUUAUGAACAACUGUUUAAGUAUGUGAAUUAUUGUUUAUACACUAAAGCGUGGUUGAAAUAUAAUCGUCACAGUUUUUUACUGCAAUUGAUGCAUUAGCGUAACAGCGCAAUCGGAAGGCUCCUCGAUACGACUAAUCGGCAUCACCGAAAGCUGUCGGUGAUAGCGUGUAGUGACUGUAUGGAAACCAAGCUUUAAUGAUAUACAAAAUGUCUUGAAAUAUGAUUUAAAUUUGCAGUAGAUUGACUGUAAACGUAUGGGGCAAAAACAAACAUCCAACUGGGAGAUGACAAGUUAUAAAAACCGUAGUUAAAGUGUGUAAAUUUCCACCUGUAACUUACUACCAUGAUAAAUAUAAUUAUCUUCCAACAAAAACAGCUUUUCUAUUUGAAAAAUAGCAAGGUGCCUGGCUGAAGAUGUUUUAAGAAAUGUUAAUCUCUCUGAAAUGUGGUUUCUUCCAACUUGGGACCCCUUAUUCAGAAAAGAAAAUUUAGAAAUUACAAGCCUUUGAGAAAGUAAAAUAGUACUGUUAAAUGUUUUCUCAGGGCUCAUUGUUGUACAUAUCAUUUUUGUACAAAGAUCAAUUUCAAUUCUGCGGACACAACCUGACGUUCCCUCGCAGAUUGCUUGUCGUUUUAGUUAAGUUUAAAGGUCAAAGUUGAGCCAGUGCACUUGGGUUAUUGCAAACUCGACACCAGUUGUGUGGCUUUAUGUUCAGUAGCAUUCCUUCUCAAACAAAAACAUUAGAAAAUAUGAAAUUUGAUGGAUUUCUCAUCAUGUUUACCCUUGUAUAAAGUUUGAUAAGUUAUUAAUUACAGCCCCCUCAAUCAAUCUAUCUAAAUAACAAUGAAUUAAGAAGGGCAAUUUGUUGGAAGUAACAAGAAGAUUUAAAAUAACAAUACAAGUUCUUACCUAAGCUACAUCUUUUCAGAUUCUCAUACAAUAAUUGCAGAUACGUAAAAUGAUUGGCUGAUUAUGGGCAAGUUUGAUUGCUAAUUUUUAACCAAAUCCGAUUGGUUAAUUUCAAAUUACCACCUUGAAAAGCUUCUCAUCUGAUUCAUGCAACUUAAAGAGAAAUUUUAUGGAUCUGAAGAAAAUUGUUGAUAACUUUGUAAUAUUGUCUUUUGAUUUGGCUGAAAUAAUAUAAAAUGAUUGUUACAUCUCUUUGUCAACAUUUGGUAAUCCCAUUGUAAGGAUAUAUAUAAUUUGUUAUAUAUUUAUAUGAAUUACAUGACCCUUUAAAUGAUACCUUUAUGUGCAGUGUGUCAUUUUAUGAACUGUUUUAAAAACAGAAUUAUUUAAUGCCUUAUUAUUGACCUCUGCUGCCCUCUAGAGUUAUAAUCGUAGCAUUAUUUAAUGAGUCAUAAUAACACAAGAAUUAUUUCGAAUGAUUGAUUUGCUGUAGGGGGUCAUUCAUUAUUUUAAUCAUUUUGCUGAGAGUACAAAACAUACUUUUAUCUGUGACCCCUCCCCCUACCCCCCCCCCCUGAAAAAUACAAAAGAAAAUGAUGAUGAAUUUUUUCAAGUUGACAUCAAUAUUUUUGUCUUUUUCAUAACUGUGAGAGUGCGUAUGCCUGUACUGUCAACCCCUCCCCAUAAAAGUACUCUUGCAAAAAUGAUGAAAAUAGUGGAUGAUUCUGUAGCUGAUUUAUCAAAUUUAAGAUAAUCUGUGUCAAAAAUAAUGAAAUAAUCAUGUUAUAUUAUAAUGGAAUAGAAUCUUGAUUUUACAAACAUUUUUCCACUUGUGACCCUGUUAAUUCGAUUAUAAGUUUUAUCAUCAUCAUCAUCAUCAUCAUCAUCAUCAUCUGUUAUCAUCUUCAUCAUUAUCUUCAUAGAAAUUGAUUUGCAAAAAGUUCAAAAUGAGUCUGUGUAUGCAUAAUUUUAAUAAAUAAUAUUUGUAUAGAGUAAAUUGGCAAAUUGAUUGAUUAAUUAAUUGAUUGAUUUAUAAUUGAUUAAAGGACAAUCAAAUAAAGUGUGCUAGGUUUAGUGUAAAUACUACAUACAGUACGAAUUGUUGGUACAGGUAUUAACAUUUUGUUAAUUAGGGAGAUAUAAUGUGAAACAAUAAUUAGUUUGUAUUUCUUGAUUAAGUUGUGGUUUUCUAGACUAGGUAUUAUUUUAUCUUCUUCUUUUUUUGCGAAUUAUAUGUUAGGAUAUUUUAAUUGUCAGUUUAAAUGAUUAUGUUGUUGCUGAUAACAAGCAAGUGUCCUGCAAGUGUGUUGACAGGUAUAUCUUGAUAUAAAGUUUAAUUUAUUAUGGCCGAAUUGAUAGCACAAUAAAUUUAAUUGUUUUGUAUGACUGAGAA